AUGCACCGGAAAGUGGGAAGCAUCUUUAAGUUAAAGGGCCAUUCCAAAAACACUAGAUUACAUGAUAUGAGUUCAGAAGCUCAGGAAGUUUACGUGGCCAAUUUGAAAUUGGUGCUUUUAGGGGAAUCUUCUGUGGGAAAAACUUCCAUUGUUACGAGGUAUACCACUGGUAACUAUCAAAAGACAAAUGCAACAAUUGGUGCUGCUUUUUUCACAAAGGCAAUAAAUGUACCUUCAGAAGAUGGUGUUGUUCGUAAAGUCAAUGUAGAAAUAUGGGACACAGCCGGUCAAGAGAGGUAUAGAUCAUUAACACCCGUAUACUAUAGAAAUACAGACGCCGCAUUCAUAGUAUUUGAUGUAACUAAGCCAGAAAGUUUAGAAAAAGCCCAUAGCUGGAUUGAAGAGUUAAAUGAGUAUUGUUCCAGUGACAGGCCUGAAAAUGAGAUAAAUACCAUUGUUGUGGGUAACAAGAUUGAUUUAGAUCAUGGACCGUUCGAAACUGAUCUACAGUAUGUUUUAGUGAGUGCAAAGACAGGUGAAGGAAUUGUAAAAUUAUUUGAAAAAUUGGCCCAAAGUGUACUAAAUGAAAAAUAUGUUAGGGAAGAAACACUCGAAGAUUUACCGAAGGAUCCCUUUAAGAUGAAAAGACGGAAAGAAACGUGCAGUUGCUGA
Messenger RNA from Zygosaccharomyces rouxii, 672 nucleotides. RefSeq names its product Rab family GTPase YPT10 (gene YPT10). The record is from RefSeq and is a predicted model, not a curated record. Gene Ontology annotation, cellular component: endomembrane system. Gene Ontology annotation, molecular function: GTPase activity; GTP binding. NCBI's taxonomy places the organism in Eukaryota, Fungi, Ascomycota, Saccharomycetes, Saccharomycetales, Saccharomycetaceae. Bases 1 to 672 code for a protein of 223 amino acids. The transcript has a single exon. Gene Ontology annotation, biological process: intracellular protein transport.